ACAGAGCACUAUGAGUACCUAUCACUUGAUAAUUUUUCUAUUUACGCUUCUCGUUUCACUAACUGGCGCAUUGUCGCCCACGUUGGUCACUCGUGAUACCCGUCAGUACAAAUCAUGCUCGGAAGCACCCAGCCAGUCUGGAGUGUAUACCAUCAGCCUGGCCAACGGAUAUCCACCGUUUCCAGCCUAUUGCGAACAGCAAAAAUACGGCGGAGGAUGGCUCGUAUUCCAGAAUCGCUACGACGGAUCGGUUGGAUUCAAUCGAAGCUGGGACGAGUAUAAGCAAGGUUUCGGAUACAUGGAACAGGAGUUCUGGUUGGGAUUGGAGAGGAUUCAUCAAAUUACCGUCGCCAGGGAGCAUAAACUACUGAUAGUAAUAGAGAAUUUUACGGAUUUUUCGGCCCAUGAAAUCUAUCCUGGAUUCCGAGUGGAGGAUGAAACUACAAACUACACCCUUCGGUUGUCAAAUGAGGAAUACUCGUACCACGGCACGGCACGGGAUUCCUUUUGGGUUUAUCGAAACGAACCGUUUAGCACUUAUGAUCGGAUCAAUGAUAAGUCAAUUUUGGAUUGUUCAAUCUUAACGGGCAGUGGCCAUUGGCACUACGACUGCGGAACUGGUUAUAAGAGUAGCAACUUGAAUGGAGAAUACAGCAGAAGUGUUCUCGGUGGUCGACGUGGCAUUUGGUGGGGUGCUUUCGGAGGACAACAACUUCCACUGAGGAAAACCAGGAUGAUGAUCAAAGUUGGGGAGGAUGGCGAAAAGUGAUAAAUAACUCGUUUGAUUCUAGAGUGAUGUCAUACUUUCAAUAAACGUACUUUCCAAUCUAAAUACAUCAAUCCAAGCACAGCAAUUGAAAAAAAUCAUGCAUUUCCACGGUAAACGAAAAAUACCACCAGCAGAACAUCUUUAUUACUCAGAGGCAAUGUAAACACAUUACAACAGUCACGACGUGGGAAGCAGAGCAUCGGUAAACCACCGACAUCACAUUUUGUAGAAAUUUCAGAUCCACUCCUGUUCCCGAACCCACUUUCCACCGAAUCCUUAGGGUACAUCGGGAAAAGAGCUGAUAUUGCACAAUGCUUAUACCCUCGCACAUACUUCCAACUACUCCCAGCAAGCACUACACGAGAGCUGCACCAUCAGCAACCGAGCGAAAGCAGUUCAAUUUUCAUCAAAUUUAUUCACUUCCUCAUCCAAUCCUCUACUCCCCAAACCAGAACCAGUCUGUCUCGUGUGGCUGAGUUGCAUCGAGUCUCACCUCAAGUGUUAUCCCCCUUCUCUCCGGACCACCCCCGAAACCAGGUGCGAUUUCCACGAGCUGUAUAAUAUAAUCCCGAUUGUAGCACACCACGAUUCAAUUAUCCUAGUUUCACCAGUCUGUGUACACAACAGCAGCGGGCGGACAGUAGCAGCACGAACGAAAUGCAUUAGUGCACCUUCAGGAUGUAUGGCAAGA
Messenger RNA from Ochlerotatus camptorhynchus, 1460 nucleotides. RefSeq names its product angiopoietin-related protein 6-like. NCBI's taxonomy places the organism in Eukaryota, Metazoa, Arthropoda, Insecta, Diptera, Culicidae. The transcript has 2 exons. The record is from RefSeq and is a predicted model, not a curated record. Bases 11 to 769 code for a protein of 252 amino acids.